AUGGAGGACAGUGGUCUAGUCCAGAAAGCGAAGACUGGUGGUGUAGCAGGCACCAUGGAACGAGUGGCAGUAGCCGCCUGCAGAGCGGAAGGCAGGGCGUUGGCGCGCGCUGGAAGGGCGGAAGGCAGGGCCGCGGCUGCUGCGGGAAGGGCCGAAGGCAAGGCGGCGGCAAUCGCGGGAAGGGCUGAAGGCUUUCGCCGUCUCAAAAAGAAGCCAAGACGUCAAAGCUGUCACCGUCACCGAAGGCCACCUCGCAGCACUGCAAGGCUGCUGGCGCCCGGGAACGGCGUGCUGCUUGCGGCAGGAAGCGUACGUCCAGGAGACGACGCAGAGAUUCUUCAUGCAGUGACUGCUGUUCAACCUGCUCUGAAGACAGUUCCUCUGAUGAAAGCCAUUCUGAUAGCUGUAGCACCUGCAGUGACUAUGAUACAGGCAGUGACAGAAGUUACAGUGACACUUCCUGCUCAUGCUCAGACUGCUACAAUGAAGAGGACUGGACACCUGGCAACAGCCCACUGAAGCAAAAGAAAAAAUAAUUUCAGGAGUGUAUAUAAUAUAGUUGGCAUCUUCGCUGAUAUUUAUUCAUAAAUUUGUUUAAUUUUAAGGUUGGCUUGUAUGGAUACUGAUUGUAAAGGUAAUUUUUUAAAGUUGAAGUGUGAAGAAAUUUUAACUGAAAUUUUUAAACUGUAUUUUCCAAAACUCUUAAGGUGCAAAAUUCUAAA
Molecule: messenger RNA, 722 nt
Organism: Schistocerca nitens (vagrant locust)
Lineage: Eukaryota; Metazoa; Arthropoda; Insecta; Orthoptera; Acrididae
Exons: 4
Coding region: 1-519 (172 amino acids)
Source: RefSeq, a predicted model, not a curated record